Messenger RNA from Drosophila miranda, 1461 nucleotides. Its product is annotated as cytosol aminopeptidase-like. The transcript has 2 exons. Bases 1 to 1461 code for a protein of 486 amino acids. The record is from RefSeq and is a predicted model, not a curated record. Gene Ontology annotation, molecular function: metalloaminopeptidase activity; manganese ion binding. Gene Ontology annotation, biological process: proteolysis. NCBI's taxonomy places the organism in Eukaryota, Metazoa, Arthropoda, Insecta, Diptera, Drosophilidae. Gene Ontology annotation, cellular component: cytoplasm.
AUGAAGUCUGUACGCUUGAUGCACGCCCUGUGCAGGCGUGUCCAGCACACAUUCCUGGCCAGACGCAGAGAUGUGGAACAGCGACGGCACUACGCCGAGAAAUGUGACUCGGUGUUCAAAGGCGUUGUGGUGGGCGUGUACGCCAAGGAGGGCGACCGCCAGCCCAAGAUGACACCAUCCGGCGAGAAGUUUGACGAUCGCGUCCAGGGUAAGAUCACUGAUCUAAUACGCGAGACGGGCCUGAGUGGCCAGCUGGGCAAAGGCCGUGUCUUUAUGAACGUGGAUGCGGAGUUCCGUGCGGUGGCCGUGGUCGGCGUGGGACAGGAGGGGGCCGGCUUCAACGACCUGGAGAUGAUCGACGAGGGAAUGGAUAACACUCGCGUCGCUGCCGGCGUGGGGGCUCGUGCUCUUCAACUGCAGGGCUGCACAGAUGUCUUCGUGGAGUCGAUGGAGUAUGCGGAGCAGGCGGCCGAGGGGAGCGCCUUGGCCGUCUGGCGCUACAACACCAACAAGCGCCGUCGGGACCGCACACUCAUUUCCAAACUGGAGCUGUACGACUCUCCCGACUCGGAUGCCUGGAUGCGGGGCCUGUUCAAGGCCGAAUCGCAGAACCUGGCCCGUCGCCCGACUCCCACAAUCUUCGCCCAGUCAACGGUGGAUGCCCUGUGCCCCUGCGGGGUAUCCGUGGAGGUACGCAGCAUGGACUGGAUCGAGUCCAAGAGCUUGAACAGCUUCUUGAUGGUGGCCAAGGGCAGCUGCGAGCCGCCGAUCAUCUUGGAAAUCGCCUACUGCGGCACCGCACCCGAGGACAAGCCCAUCCUCCUGCUGGGCAAGGGCAUCACAUUCAACAGCGGGGGCCUCUGCCUCCGUCCCAAGGACUGCUUGUCCAUGUACCGCGGCUGCAUGUCCGGUGCAGCCGCCUGCCCUCGCGACGUGGUGUCCCUCCUCAAUGGCAAAACUCUCGGCUUCGUGGACGUCAGCAAGGCUGGUGUGAUGGCCAUGGUCGAUCCCAUGCUCUACGCCCAGACGAUCUACAAGCCGCGCAUGGUCGUGGACAUUGCUACAGUGGGCUACGCCGUCUGCCCAGCGCUGGGCGGAGCAGCAGCCGGGAUUUUCAGCAAUUCGAACUUCGUCUACAAGCAGUUCGAGAAGGCCGGUGCCCUUACGGGGGAUCGCGUUUGGCGUCUGCCCCUGUGGCGCUACUUCAAGGAGCUGAUCAUGCCGAACGAGACCUUUGACAUCAGCAACCGCGGACGUGGCCCCGCCUCCAGCUGCAUCGCUGCCGCCGUUCUGCACGAGCUGGUGCCGUGCGUCGACUGGGCCCACCUGGACAUCCGCAACGUGGGCAUGCUGACGCGCUACAAUCCGCUCCCAUAUUUGCUGAAGGACCGCAUGACUGGCCGUCCCACUCGCACCAUCGUUCAGUUUCUGUUUCAGAUGGCUUGCCCCGACGGCAAGUAA